Messenger RNA from Amblyraja radiata (thorny skate), 1110 nucleotides. Its product is annotated as probable G-protein coupled receptor 139. NCBI's taxonomy places the organism in Eukaryota, Metazoa, Chordata, Chondrichthyes, Rajiformes, Rajidae. Gene Ontology annotation, molecular function: G protein-coupled receptor activity. Gene Ontology annotation, cellular component: plasma membrane. The record is from RefSeq and is a predicted model, not a curated record. The transcript is spliced from 3 exons. The coding region runs from base 1 to 1110 and encodes 369 amino acids. Gene Ontology annotation, biological process: G protein-coupled receptor signaling pathway.
AUGAAAGUCGGAGAUGCCACUAAACCUUACAGCAACCGACUGACCAUGGCAAAGCAAAAAAAGGUGGGGCUGGACUUCGCCCAAGAUCGUGCACUUCCCUCCAUCACCAGUAGAAGACAUCACCUUCCACCAAACAUGCGGGAGGCAACAAUACUGCAUCAGAUAGAAGACAUUUACUACCCUGUUAUUGCAGCUGUGGGAAUUCCAGUCAACUUCAUGGCCAUUGUGAUCCUGUCGAGAGGAAAGUGCGGACUCUCCAGGUGUAUCAAUCUCUACCUGGUGGCCAUGGCAAUGGCGGAUUCGAUGGUCAUUUUCACUGAUGUGCUACUGUACACGAUCAUUCCUUUUCAUUUCCCGGGAACUUACAUGGACACCACUCCUGCAAGUUCCCUCAUACUCGUCCUGCUCUCUGCAGCCACCGAUGUCUCUGUCUGGUUCACCGUCACUUUCACCUUCGACCGAUUUGUUGCCAUCUGUUGUCAGAAGCUGAGAACAAAAUAUUGUACCACGGAAACUGCCACAGUGGUUCUAACAGCAGUGAGCGUGGUGCUCAGUCUGAAGAACAUCCCUUGGUAUUUUAUAUAUGAGCCUGAGUAUAUUGUUGACAAUGUACCUUGGGGUGUGAAAACCUUAUCGAACUUUUACACGGAAAGUGCCUGGGUGGCUUUUGACUGCCUUUCUAUUAUUUUAACCCCUUUCCUUCCAUUCCUCCUGAUUCUGCUGCUCAAUGCCUUGACGGUCAGACACAUUCUGGUGUCAGGCAGAAUCCGCAGGAAGCUACAGCAAUGCAACAAUAAUGAGGAUCACCGUGAUCCAGAGAUGGUGAAGAGAAGGAAAUCCAUCAUUUUGCUCCUCACCAUUUCAGGCAGUUUUAUACUUUUAUGGAUGACGAAUGUUCUGUUUUUCCUCUACUGGAGGAUUGCAAAUGUUUAUGAUUUCACGAGUGUCCAUGACCCCAGUUACAUCGCUAAACAAACAGGCUACAUGUUGCAGCUUCUGAGCUGCUGCACCAACACCUGUAUUUAUGUGGUGUCCCAGACUCGGUUCAGAGAGCAGCUGUGGGAUGCCCUAAUGUACCCAUUCACCGCGGUUGUUGCAUGGUUUCGGUGA